This is a messenger RNA of Magallana angulata, 1793 nucleotides long. RefSeq lists its product as uncharacterized. Lineage: Eukaryota; Metazoa; Mollusca; Bivalvia; Ostreida; Ostreidae. The coding region runs from base 77 to 1741 and encodes 554 amino acids. Gene Ontology annotation, molecular function: zinc ion binding; protein binding. The record is from RefSeq and is a predicted model, not a curated record. The transcript is spliced from 2 exons.
GCAGGAUCAGCCAUUAUAAGCGGCAAAGAUACCUGCGCGUGGAUAACAUGUUAAACGUUUGUUAACACGAACAACUAUGGAUCCUCCAUCUAGUGCCCAAGAUGUUCACCGUUGUGACCUUUGUGAAAAUGCCAUAGUACAUAGCUAUUGUGACUUUUGUCAUGUUAACCUCUGCAAGCCCUGUAUAGGUGAUCACAUCUCUGAUGGAUAUCAUAAACAUAAAAUAGUUCUUUUCAAAGAACGAAGAUCAACCCUCAUUUAUCCGAAAUGUGGAACUCAUCUUCACAAAAAUUGCGAAUUUCAGUGUAAGGAUUGUGACUACACUUUAGUUUGCUCUUCUUGCAUGGCAUCUGAAACACACGAAGGACAUAGGUUUGUAGAAGUUACAUAUGAAUAUCAAACAAAAAAAGAAAUCAUCGAGAAAGAUAGUGAAGAAUUAGAAAAAAAUAUUUCUCCUAAAUAUGAAGAAAUUGCACAUGAUUUGGAAAAUCAGCUUGCCAACCUAGAUGGAGGAUAUGAGAAAAUAACAUCAGAAAUAUCCAAACAAGGAGAAGAAUGGCACAGAGAAAUCGAAAUCAUUAUCAAUCAAAUGAAAAGUGAAAUCAAUGAGAUAAAAAUGAAACACAAAUACAUAUUACAAAAACAUUUGGAUGAAAUAAACGAGAUAGAGUCUCUUAUGAAGAAAUCAUUACUUAACCUAAAAGAGCUUGCUAAGUCCACAGAAGUAUCUUCUACCAUUGAAUACAGCUCUAAGAUCAGAGAGUUCAGCAAGCUUCCACCUAAGCUACAGGUUCUACUCCCUACAUUCAUUCCAAAUCCAAAAGACCGCGGGAAGCUGUGUAGCAUGUUUGGACAGUUCACAACGUUAUUUACUGCUACUGUAGAAAACCCUUUGUCAUUAAAUCAACCCAACAUUUCAGUCAGAGAACUACUUGAUAAACCAGAGCUUGUGGCUAAAAUACAGACUGGGUAUACAAAUCUUCGCAGUGUAGCCUCUUUAAACGAUGAGCAAAUUUGGACAAGUGGAUUGACCAGUGAUAUAAAAUGUUUAAACAUAAGAGGUUCACUCGUCCAGGCAAUCCAUACAAAAUCAGGAAAAUGCCCUAAUGAUAUAGCUGUAGACAGUGAUGGGGACAUCCUGUACUCUGACGGGACAACACAGACAGUGAACAAAGUAAAGAAUGGACGGACAAAUGAGAUAAUCCGAUUACAGGGAUGGAAGCCAAAUAAUCUCUGUGUCAGCACUACUGGUGAUCUCUUAGUUACCAUGCGCAAAGAUGAUUACUCUGAAUCCAAAGUUGUACGUUACUCGGGGUCUACAGAGACACAAACUAUUCAAUUUGAUGAUAAAGGUAAACCUCUGUACUCGGGGAAUUAUAAAAUUAAAUACAUCACUGAGAACAGAAACCAUGACAUAUGUGUAGCCGACUUUGAGGCUGGUUUAGUAGUGGUGGUUAAUCAAGAUGGGAAACUUAGAUGGAAAUACACUGCCCAUCCCCUAAUGACCAAGAACAAUCCAUUUAAACCCUAUGGUAUAGCAACAGACAGCCAUUGUCGUAUCUUGACAGCAGACAGUGACAACCAUUGCAUCCAUAUUCUGGAUCAUAAUGGAAAGUUUCUCCGUUACAUUGAUAACUGUGAUCUGAAGGAUCCGUUUGGCUUGUUUGUGGACAACAAUGACAUUCUGGUUGUUUGUGAUUUUGGUGAAGGCGAUUUUAAGAAAAUCAAGUACUCUAUAUAGACGCCAAUGUUUAAGACCUCAUAACGUUUUGUAAAGUAUUCGCGAACUUUGC